AUGUCGAGGGGGAUUCGAUUUCUCUCUUCUCUUCGAAGAAGUGAUCCUAGGUUCUUUACCUCUAGCAAUCAUAGCAAUAAUCCUGCCUUGGCGAAUACGGCAUCUUUUUCGAAAGUCUCGCAGAGUGGUGCCUUCUGCCUUGGAGUACGCGAAAUUGGGAUUGUGCAGUUGGGCUUAACGACACAAUGGGCACGCCCGUCAGUCUCAGCCUUGCGGACCGAUGCCUCUAUUGCUGUCAACGCCGUCUUGACCUCCGCCUUCUUCCUACUUAGCCUCCUCUCGUACGCCGAACACAACUUCUCUACCCCACCAUCCUUCCUCCUCAAUGUCUACCUUUUUAUCACUCUUCUUUUCGACAUAGCAAAAACGAGGACGCUUUGGCUCUGGCAUAUUGGAGGCACUAGCCAGAUAAUUGCGAUCUUGACAUCUGUUACUGUUGGCCUCAAACUCUUCCUACUCUUUCUCGAAUCCUCCGACAAAAGGUCGAUACUGCGCGAUGAAUACAAGGCCUAUCCACCGGAAGCAACCGGGGGGAUAUUCAACAGAAUAUUUUUCUGGUGGUUGAAUCCAUUAUUCCGGCAGGGUCUGUCGCAGUCUCUCGCGGUCGAAGAUCUUUUUGUUCUCGACAAACAACUAUCCUCAAAGCGUUUACACUUGGCUCUAGAAGCAGCUUGGAAUAAGGGUAUCUACGGAGCUUGA
This is a messenger RNA of Aspergillus nidulans FGSC A4, 699 nucleotides long. RefSeq lists its product as uncharacterized. Bases 1 to 699 code for a protein of 232 amino acids. The record is from RefSeq and is a predicted model, not a curated record. Lineage: Eukaryota; Fungi; Ascomycota; Eurotiomycetes; Eurotiales; Aspergillaceae. The transcript has 2 exons.